AUGGGCAUCGAAAUCAAGCCCAUAACACCCAAGGAUAUCCCUUCGGCAGUAGAGUGCAUCCAAGUCUCCUUUGCCGACGAUCCAUACCACCUGUGGGCGUUUGACACGCGGCCGGGCAAGUUCAACAAGGAGCGCAACUUUGCCAGCCUCAAGGCCAAAUGUGAAUGGGGGAUGCGCAAUGCCUUGUUCUACGUGGCCAAGGGCACCGAAGACCCGGACGACAAAGUGCUCGGCGUGAGCAUGUGGAUGAAGCCGCGGAACGUCAACGACAAGCAGACCUGGAGCGAAUGGAUCGACGAGUACGUUUUGUGGUUCAAGCAGGGUUGGAACCUGAUCCGGUUUCAGGGCCGAGGGGGCUUGAAUACGAAGAGAUAUUGGAUCUGGAAGCACGAGCAGGCCCAAGCGCAGAGCGCCAUCUGGACGGACCCGAACGGAUAUUACUUUUGCAACAUCGUCACCGUCAGGCCAGGCAUCCAGGGUAAAGGGAUUGGGAGGUCGCUGUUUGACAUCGUCACCAAGCAGGCCGACGAGGAAGGCAGACAGUGCUAUCUCGAGAGUUCCAAGGAGACUCCGAACAUUGCAAUUUACGAGAAGAUGGGAUUCAAAAUGGCACAGAAGAUGGUUUGUGAUGACGACGGGGUAAAGUGCGAUUUAUUUUGUAUGGUCCGGGAACCUCAACCGAAGCCUUGA
This is a messenger RNA of Exophiala spinifera, 690 nucleotides long. RefSeq lists its product as uncharacterized. The record is from RefSeq and is a predicted model, not a curated record. The transcript has a single exon. NCBI's taxonomy places the organism in Eukaryota, Fungi, Ascomycota, Eurotiomycetes, Chaetothyriales, Herpotrichiellaceae. Bases 1 to 690 code for a protein of 229 amino acids. Gene Ontology annotation, molecular function: acyltransferase activity, transferring groups other than amino-acyl groups.